AUGGACAAUAAAAAGGCAGCAGAGGAUCUGACUCAUUACUUUAAAACAUUCUCUGGGAACAAUCUUCAAAAAGAGCUACUGAAAGCUCCCCGAUCCACUGAUGAUGUCCUGGCUCCCACCACUCACCUCAUCAGGAAGAGAAGAGAGGAGCUGGACAUGCACAAGGCCAUGGAAGCCCUUCAAGAGGAGAAUAAAUUGAAAAACGGCCGUGCAUUGAAGACAGCAGUGAAGGAGAGAGAGCUAGCUCGUCAGAAAGCAGCGCACCUACUCAUCCUGAGACAGGAGCUCAAGGCUCUCACUAAAGAGAGAGAAAAGAUUGCCGGUCUUGUAGAGAAACAUGAAAUCUACCCCCGCUUUCUAGAUAAAGUGGUCAAAGCCAGCAAGCAGUUCCAGGAGGCGUGGCAGGUGAUGUCCAGGGUGGACAGUCUGGUCCAGACCAGGGAAGAACUACUGACCAGCAUCAAGCAGAACCAGGAGUGUUGUGAGACGGCCCGGACCCAGCUGACCCAGUACCUGGAGCAGAACGACGACCGCCUGCUGCACUACAACAACAGGCUGGCCAAGCUACAGAGGAUUCUGGACAGAGUACGCAGUGAGACCAUGCUAUGGGAGUCCCGGUGGGCUCACAUCCAGAAUUCGGCAACUACGAAGGCCAUGCUCCUGGGCACCAUCAAGAUGGCCACCGCCAACCUGUACCAGACUACCAGCAAGAAGGCCCAGGAUGGGUGGGGCGAGGUCGCUCUGAAGGACACUCUCAAACAGCUGGAUAAGCUCUGGCCAUCGGAGUGA
Messenger RNA from Oncorhynchus mykiss (rainbow trout), 789 nucleotides. The record is from RefSeq and is a predicted model, not a curated record. Lineage: Eukaryota; Metazoa; Chordata; Actinopteri; Salmoniformes; Salmonidae.